GUCACUUCGCGUCUGAGUGCCGUCGCGUGCGGACGUGCGGACGGACCAACCGAACGAACGAACGAACGAACGAGACGAAACGAAACGAAACGAAUAAACGGACGGACGGACGAGCGAGCGAGCGAGCGAGCGAGCGAGUGAGCGAGCAAGUGGAGUCGCCGUUGAUCAGCCAGCGCGGUUGCGCGCAGCUACGCUGAAACGUACGGCCGCGGCGGGGAAGGGGUGGGUGGUACGCCUCUCUCAGUGCACGACUUGACGCAGCGGGGGAGAGACCGAACCCCGCGAGAGAUCGCCGCCGAUCGCGACGCAACACGCGCGCCGCGCGCGCGCGCAUCGGGAAAUAAUCUGGCAGCAGCAGCCCCGUGGUAGAACCGAAGUGUCCGCCGCGCGCGCGGACGAACAGCACCGUGAGUCUCGCGGAGCGGCACGCGUGGAGCAACGGAUCGAUCGCUCGUGACACAUCGAGCCCGCCGAGUUUGUGAGAGAUUCCGGAUAUCGGGAAUCUCGUUCUUGUGUGAAACGCUAUACUCUCCGCCGUUACUUCGUUUCUCAUUCUCGCACGUCUUUCUUUCUCCCUCUCGAGCGCGCGCGCGCGCGCGCGUAUACCAACCUUAACGGCGAGGAGGACGACGAGGAGGAGGACGUGUCGACGACGGAGACGGGCCCUGUGUGCCCCAUGAGUGCCACGAAGGACCGCGACGUCCGAGUAUCGCUCCGAGUGGUCGACUACCCGAGGAUUUCGCGAGGAUUUCUCCGCGCGGAUCAUCAGCCGGCGACCCACUCGCCCUCCCAUUGAGUCCAAAUUGAGAGAAACGAAGUUCUUUUCGAGGAGCUAUUUUCUAUUGCGACGGCAUGAAGCAUUACGGCGCCGUAGUUGAGAUCACGAUGACUAUGGACGUGAGCAAAUCCGAGACGAAUAAAAAUGGUUCGACGCAGCAGGAGUGCGCCGGCUGCGGGAAGACAAUUACGGAGAGGUACCUCCUCAAGGCCCUGGACCUCUACUGGCACGAGGACUGCCUCAAGUGCGGAUGCUGCGACUGUAGGUUAGGCGAGGUCGGCUCUACCCUCUACACCAAAGCUAAUCUUAUCCUCUGUAAGAGGGACUACCUCAGGCUCUUCGGGAACACGGGAUGCUGCGCGGCAUGUAAUAAGCAAAUACCGGCGUUCGAGAUGGUCAUGAGGGCCAGAACGAACGUCUAUCAUCUCGACUGUUUCGCCUGCCAGCAGUGCACUCAUCGGUUUUGCGUGGGCGAUCGGUUUUACUUGUGCGAGAACAAGAUUCUCUGCGAGUACGACUACGAGGAGAGGCUAGCGUUCGCUAAUAUGGCGUUACAGUCGCCCGCCUCAUUAGCAUACAUCAAAAGGCAACUCCCUCCUACACCGACGCCUCCGGGCCAGAAUAUGCACCCGGGACACAAUCCGCUCCAAGCUCAUCAAGGUCUGGGGCAGUCGGUGGCCCAGCACAAUCACGUGCCCAAUGGUCAAAUGUCAGGCGGCACGCCGACGAUGAAUGGGACGACCAUAGGGGUCGGCGGGCCGAGGGCGCCGGGCGAUAUGAACAACAACGGUCUGUCCGGGCCCGCCCUCGGGCCCGUGAAGCCACCCCCGAUGUCCAUGCAGGCGCCGACCAGCUGAAACGAGGCCUCGCCGCCUCUGAAGAAGCUCAGGUGUCUCAGCGGUUACUAAAGUCGAUAGGGAGUUUCUCUUCGCUCGUGGAACGUGAUCGUGGAUUCCGGGCAGCGGGAGAUGGGAAGAAAGGUAUACGUUGCACCGCUGAGAAUGGCGGGAUGGACAAAGAAGGGUUGAAGGGGGACGAUAUAGAGAGAGAGAGAGAAAAAGCGAGAUGUUAAUCGGGGGAAAGGGGGAGGGAAUGUCAAACGCCCGAAGAAUCGGAACACAAGCUCCGCGAAGUGGAAUCCGAGGCUUCGAGGACUAAGUGACGGAGACUGGAAUCACUGUGAUCGUGGAAAAUGGACACAAAUCUAACGGAAGAUAAUGUUAAUACAGUGUAGGACACGUGCGCGUUCGGCGCGAGCUGGAGCUCGACACACCGUAUUUACCGCAGGCAUACAGGUACAUACAGAUACGUACAUUAUUACACACACACACACACACACACACACACACCUUCCAGGCAACGCAACGUUCAAAUGACGUAAAAUUCUCCAGAUGUCUUUCAGGCGUCUCUCAGACUUUUGCGUUGUUUGCUGAUGCACGUACGCGUCAUGUAAAAUACGAUACGACACCCGACACACACACACACACACACACACACACACACACACACACACACACACACACACACACACACACAAGGAUAAAAUAGAUAAUUCGUGUAAAAUAUAUUUCUCUAGCGAGGCGGGAGCGAAUGUGGUUCUGCGUGAGUGCGAAAAUUGCGUACGCUUGUGGGUGCGUGAGCGGCGGAGUCGCCUGUAAAUAUAUCUGUGUCGUAUUUGACUCCGCGAGAGAGAAAGAGAGAGAGAGAGUGAGAGAAAACGAAACAAUUACCAGUAUACGCACGCCCACUGAGAUGAUUCUCGUCCCGCUCGUGAUAUUGCCGUCGUCCACGCGUAAGGACGCAAGAGCGCCGGAUUCGAAAGGGGAGGAGGAGGGAACCUAAGCGAGAGCGAAAGGGGCCGCGAGGGGUUUUGUAACACGUGCCAUAGUCCCGCGAUUUCACAGCCGGCUAAAAGCGGGCAGCCACGAAAGAAAGGGAACGGAAGCAAGACGACAUUUCGAAAUUGGAAAAUCGGGGAGCGUGCACACACACGCAAAUGCCAUUCUCUUGCUAAGGAAAAGUGAUAAUUCAAUUUUUAAUUUUCUUCUUUUUGAGUAACAUUUGUCUUGCAAAGAAGAAUAUUUUUGUAAUGUUUAAAAUACACUUUUGAUUUGUUUGAAACAAGUAAUACUUAUCUAUUUGAAACAAACUUCUGUGCACACACACGCA
Messenger RNA from Solenopsis invicta (red fire ant), 2947 nucleotides. Its product is annotated as LIM domain only protein 3. Gene Ontology annotation, cellular component: nucleus. Gene Ontology annotation, biological process: positive regulation of transcription by RNA polymerase II. Bases 853 to 1635 code for a protein of 260 amino acids. The record is from RefSeq and is a predicted model, not a curated record. NCBI's taxonomy places the organism in Eukaryota, Metazoa, Arthropoda, Insecta, Hymenoptera, Formicidae. The transcript has 6 exons. Gene Ontology annotation, molecular function: transcription coactivator activity; DNA-binding transcription factor binding.